GUUUAGGACUUUUAUUUUGAAGCGCGCGCUGAUUGGCGGUGGAUUUUAAAAAAGAAAAAUCUGCGGCGUUUUUCACCAUCAGAUCAUAGCAACAAACCCCAAACGGCUGUUUUGUUUAUAUCCUGAGAGGGAUGUCGUUUGUACGGAUUAACCGAAGGCCAAUGCGAACGAAGAAAGUGUCAGUGCCCAAGAAAGAAUGGGUGAGCACAGUUAAUGAUCUGUCAGUACACAAGUCUACGUCUGAGGAACUGUCCAGGCGUCAUGACAUGCACAGAUCUCGGAACAGAGCUGCUGCACAGUGGGAGCUGAAGAGGAGAAAGCCGCAGAACACCAGCCCUCCUGGACUCCACCAGACCAGACUGAGGUUAUUCAGAGAGAUGUUCUCAGAUCAUUGUGAGCUGCAUGAUGUUCUUGCACGGUCUGACCAAGCACUGGCGUUGGUGAAAGACCUGUUCGGUGAUGCACCUCGCAGACAGAAAGGUUUUCCGAGUGUUACCGUGGCACCUGACUGCGAGUCAGACUCUGAACUUCCUGUGCUGCAGAAACCGGAUCCGCCAACACAUCUGUCACUGCUCAGCCAGUCCAUGAUGGAUCAACAGGCUUUAAAUGAAGUGGAUGAUUCUGCAGCAGAGCAUGGAGACGAUCUUCAGGAUGUCUCGGUCAGCUUCGACAGUGAAAUGUGCAGGCCAAAGAGAAAAACAUGUAAAGCAAAGCCUCCCGUUUGGGGAGCAACUCGGCAACCACAGCAGCAGAACAUGCCUCAGACUCCCUGUAACACAAGUUCAGAGGAUCAUGCAGCUCUGAACGCAACUUUGGCUGUGCAGCGUGUAAAGUCGAGACAGUCUCGGUCAGAAGCAGAUCAAUCCACAGCUCUCAUCAAUCAGGUCCUCAAUCCUGAACUGUCUCCUUCUCAUUCUGGUGGUAAGAGCAGGUCUCUCAGAACCACUAGAGGGCACUCUUCUGAAGCGUCAGGGUUUAGCUGUCAGAGUGCCAACCAGUCAAGUCUGGAGCUUCUGCAGGACAUGCUGGCUCAGGUGGAGACUGAACUGGACUACUUGGAGCCGAAGGAUCUUCUUGGACCCUCAGAGCAAACCGAGCUUCAGCAUGGCCGUGGCCUUACCGGUUUCUCUGUGUCUCUUGUUGGUACACUUGGGCGCAUCGUCAGUCAUCUGAGAAGGAGGGACGAAGAGGCGCAUGCAAGGCAGAGGAUGGAAGAGGAGAUGAAGGAGCAGAGAAACCUGAUUGAUGCCCUCACAGCAGAAUGUCUCACACUGAGAGAAGAAAGUGCUGCCCUAAAGGCGAAUCUGCAGGAGCAGAUAUCUGAACUGGAACAACGCCUGGACAUGGUGAUCCUUGCAAUGGGAGAGCUGGGAAAAGACAGAGACACAGAGGGCGAAGAGGAAAAAGCACCAAGUCGAGACCUCCAGCCUGUACCUGCUGAGAGAGACCAAGAGGAGGCAGCAUCUCUCGGUCCUGCUGUUCUCCUCUCUCCGCCACACCAGAGAGACAGCAGAGCGCCCCCGACAGAAACAAAUCAGAAUGUUGAUACGAUUCGAACAGCACGUGCCCGAUCUCUGCACUUCGAGGAGUCUCGCACACCAGGCAGCGGCUCGCCAGGAGAGUCGGAUAUCUCACGCACUCCGUCCUCAUUUGCUAGCCUGCCCGAGCGAGUUCUACCCGAUCCUGCCCUGCUGCUGAACCAGCUAUCCCAGGACGCCAUGCUACAACAGAUAGCGGAGUUAACCCGUCAAAACGCAAUGAUCCAGGAUCAGCUGGGGCACAGCCACGCCUCUCCUACUCCGUGUUCAGACAGAGGUGUAUCUCCCACCGCCGAACCCCGGCCAACACAACAGUGUGUGGGUGUGGAAGGUUCAUCAGGCAGGCUUCUGGAGGACAGACUUCAGGAGCUGAACAGACAGAAUGCAGCAGCCAGGACAAAACUGCUGGAGUUUAUCGAGCAGCAGAGACCGAGCACAUCUCACAGCACCUCUCCAUCCAUCUCCCCCAUACCCCUACACUCCACCAGUCCUCACACAGUUAUCGGAAGGCAGACUCCUGAAGUGUGCGUGUCCGUACCCGAGAAAGCUCGUCCGUCUCACUCCAGGACAAACAGCAGAAGGUCUGUCGAAGCCGUUUCUCCACAAAAUGUAGAGGGAAGACAAAAGCAGUCCAAUACACAGGUGGAUAAACUGAAAGGAGAAGGCUGGUUUGCGUUAUCUGCUCACGUCUGAAAGCUCAACUGCCCGACGGGAUGCUACAGUUCCACGCUACUUCUUUUUUCUUCUUUUCUUUGCACACUUCUUUUAUUCUUGUCUUGUCUCUCUGAUCGUUUUAGUUUUAAUUUUGCACACGUCAAUAAAUUCUAGACAAACA
Tachysurus fulvidraco (yellow catfish) is the source of this 2373-nucleotide messenger RNA. RefSeq names its product spindle and centriole associated protein 1 (gene spice1). The transcript is spliced from 18 exons. Gene Ontology annotation, cellular component: centriole; spindle; centrosome. Gene Ontology annotation, biological process: mitotic spindle assembly; metaphase chromosome alignment; regulation of centriole replication. Bases 132 to 2231 code for a protein of 699 amino acids. The record is from RefSeq and is a predicted model, not a curated record. NCBI's taxonomy places the organism in Eukaryota, Metazoa, Chordata, Actinopteri, Siluriformes, Bagridae.